GGCCUCUAGGUCUUUGUUUCUGCCAUUGUCUGCGGCAGCUCGUGAAGGCGCGGCUUCAACCAUUCACCCAGACGAAGGGGCAACAACCCACGAGCACCAGCAGUGGAUCUGUACGUCCGUUAGUUGCAGCACUGCAUAGCGGCGCGGCGGAGCCCUCAAGACAACCACGUUUCACGGCCGGACACAUCUGUCGUGGCGCAAGAACCACGCAGCCAGCCGACCGUCACUGGAAGCCUGCUCGCAGAGUCGUGCAUUCUGUUCGAAGACUCCCAGGGCGAUUGCAGGUCCACGCCCUAGUCUCCUCGUGCAACGGGGCAACCGGCUUGGGGAGUGCGACCCUUCAUUGAAAGGGUACAAGCGCUGAGACAACUAGCUCCCAAAGCGGCUCGUGACAGUGCGCUGCACGCGCGCGUGUGCCUGCGUCCCCGAUGCCGCCUGAACAGCCCCAGCCGCCACCACAUCCUUUCCGACCUCCACCACCGCCUUCGCGCCUGCUCUCCGUCCAAUCCGUCGCCACGAAGCGAUCGCUGCUGUCGCACUCGUCCUUCGAAGCCGACGAUGAGCGCUCAACCACUACGGACUCUGACAGAAUGAGUCCUCGCGACAGUUUAGAGGGUGACGGGCACGGCCCGCCACAUCCGGGCCACAGCUAUCCAGGCGAAGACACCCGCCCAACCAGCAAGAAGGAGCUCGCCGGCUGGUACAUGUACGCCUUCGCUGCCGAGACCUAUGUCAUUUGUGCUAUUUCAUCCUUUAUUCCGAUCCUCCUCGAGAGCUUGGCACGCGAAAACGGCGUCCUCUUGUCCGAUCGGACAACACCAUGUGGCGAUAGCUCAAAGCCAGGGAUCGGCCCUUCAGACCAGGGUCAAUGUAUAGUGUCGUUGUUGGGCGUGGAUAUCAACACUGCCAGUUUCGCCAUGUACACAUUCAGUAUCAGCGUGCUGCUGCAGGCCGUCGUCGUCGUCACCAUCAGUUGUGCUGCAGACCACGGCAACUACCGAAAGCGGCUUCUACUCUUGUUUGCCUGGAUCGGAAGUGCCUGCGUCAUGGCCUAUAUCUUUGUCACGAAGGAGGUCUAUCUGCUUGGCGCACUCCUGGCCAUCAUCUCCAACACAGCCUUCGGGGCGUCCUUUGUCCUUCUGAAUUCCUUCCUGCCGCUCCUUGUUCGUCACCACCCUCAAGUGCGAGCAUCAGCAGUCAAAAUCAGCGCAGCAAAUGUGCCCGGGCUGCAGAUCACGGCACACUCUCCCCGGCAGUCAUUCUCGCAGCCAGAAUCUGGCCUGGUGAACUCGACCUCGAACCUAUUACCGCAAGACGCGUCCGAGAUGUACGAGCUCCAGCGUGCACCAACGCACGAGGAGCUUACUUCGAUUGAGCUUCAGCUGUCUACCAGAAUUUCAGCGCAGGGCAUCGGUAUCGGAUACGGUGCAGCGCUCUUUGUUCAGUGUGUGUCGAUCGUGAUGCUGGUUGCUUUGGGCAGUUCGACUUGGUCGCAGCGUGUGGUCCUCUUCUUCAUAGGCUCAUGGUGGGCAGCGUUCACGGCGCCCGCAGCUUUAUGGCUGCGUCCUCGUCCAGGUCCUCCACUCGCGGAUACUGGUAAGAAGGGGGCGAGGGCUGCGCUGACCUACGCAGUCUACUCUUGGAAGAACCUGUUUCGAACCAUCAAGCUCGCUGGGCGGCUCAAGGAUAUUCUGCUGUUCCUGGCUGCCUGGUUCUUGCUCUCAGAUGCGGUCGCAACGACAUCCGGAACAGCGGUACUUUUUGCCAAGACGCACUUGAAGAUGACGCCAGGGGCAUUAGGCCUGAUCAACGUCAUCUCAACCUCGACUGGAGUUGUCGGCGCUUUCAGCUGGUCGUUCAUCGCGAGACAUUUCAAGCUGAGACCGCAUCAGGUCCUCUUGAGCAUUAUCGCAGUCUUCGAGCUGAUACCUCUCUAUGGCCUCUUGGGUUAUUUGCCAUUUGUCCAGCGGUGGCAAGUCAUUGGCUUGCAGCAGCCCUGGGAGAUGUAUCCACUGGCCGCUGUCUAUGGUUUCGUCCUCGGCGGGCUCGGUGCCUACUGCCGCUCGCUGUACGGUGAGCUUAUCCCGCCCGGUUCCGAGGCUGCAUUUUAUGCUCUCUAUGCCAUCACAGACAAAGGCUCGAGCGUCUUUGGACCUACCAUUGUUGGCGCCAUCAUCGAUGCGUCAGGGGAGAUCCGUCCAGCGUUCUGGUUCCUCCUUGCUUUGGUGGGCCUGCCCGCACCAUUCAUCUACUUCGUCGACGUGGAGCGCGGCAAGAAAGAUGGAGAGAAGCUCUCAGAGGUCAUCGAGGCAUAUAAGCAACGUGGGGAAGAUGGCGUCAGCACACCGCACUACGAGGAUGGCGAGCGACAAGGCAUGCUUGCCGACUAUGAUGGCACGGUCGCAGAGGAUCACAGUCAAAGGUGAAGACAGUCGUGGUCGAUAUUUGCCACUGGUAGCGACACCAUGAUCAUCGAGAACUGGUGUAGAGCAUUGCGCUGGGACCGUUUGUUGCACCGCAUAUGCAGAUGCUGAAUGCGUGCCAACUCACCAGGUGUCCUGCAGCAGCGCCUGAUGGCAUGUUGAUAAUAAGAAUUUGUUUGCUGCUCAUGACCGUGCUGGUGAUCUGUGCCACAAGCCCUGUACUCCCAACUGUUGUCCGCAUCAGGCAUGGAGGAGCCCCGACUAUCAAGCAGGUUCCAACAAACAGAAGCAAGCACGUUUAUUGCCCUGGAGCUGGUUU
This is a messenger RNA of Microdochium trichocladiopsis, 2742 nucleotides long. RefSeq names its product autophagy-related protein 22-like protein. The coding region runs from base 429 to 2426 and encodes 665 amino acids. NCBI's taxonomy places the organism in Eukaryota, Fungi, Ascomycota, Sordariomycetes, Xylariales, Microdochiaceae. The record is from RefSeq and is a predicted model, not a curated record. Gene Ontology annotation, biological process: amino acid transmembrane export from vacuole. The transcript is spliced from 3 exons.